Messenger RNA from Alternaria atra, 1569 nucleotides. RefSeq lists its product as uncharacterized. The transcript is spliced from 3 exons. Lineage: Eukaryota; Fungi; Ascomycota; Dothideomycetes; Pleosporales; Pleosporaceae. Gene Ontology annotation, biological process: transmembrane transport; carbohydrate transport. Gene Ontology annotation, molecular function: carbohydrate:proton symporter activity. Gene Ontology annotation, cellular component: membrane. The record is from RefSeq and is a predicted model, not a curated record. The coding region runs from base 1 to 1569 and encodes 522 amino acids.
AUGGCGCGCAAAUACCUCGGAGGCUCUGGUGAGCGACUGACAGUGUGGAUCUCCAUCGCUGCCAGUACGGUCCUCGUUUUCUACGGUUACGACCAAGGUGUCUUCGGCAAUGUCAUCAUUUCGGAGAACUUCCUCCAUACAUUUGGCUAUCCCUCCGCCAACAUGCAAGGUGUGAUGACCUCCAUAUACAACAUUGGAUGCUUCAUCGGAGCAAUGAGUACUAUCUGGACUGGCGACAUUCUCGGACGCCCAAGACAGAUUCUGCUCGGUUCGACGAUCAUCGGGAUUGGCGCAAUCAUCCAGACAUGUAGUUGGACUGUAGCUAGUAUGAUGGUCGGGCGUAUCGUGGCUGGCCUUGGUACUGGUAUGAAUACGGCAACGGCUGGAGUUUGGCAAGCUGAGACGAGUAAAAUGAACAGUCGAGGAAAGCUUGUCAUUAUCCAAAUGGCAAACUGUAUUACUGGUUUCAGUAUUUCAAAUUGGCUUACCCUCGGCUUCUCGUUCGCACCGCGCGAUAUAGCAUGGCGCUUCCCACUAGCAUUCCAACUCUUCUUUACUCUCUGCAUCUACGCCAUGUGUCCCUUCCUGCCAGACUCGCCUCGUCUACUCAUUCGCAAAGGCAAGUACGACGAAGCCUUGGAAGUCCUUGCUGCCCUCGAAGGCCACGGAGCGACGCCAGAAUCGCCCUCGGUAAUCACGCAAUACAACAUUAUCAAGGACAUCCUCGAUCGCGAGCAUAUGAACACAUACACAUGGACGCAGCUUCUUACUGGCAAAGGACCAAGCGGUGUCCUGCGACGCAUGCUUCUCGGUGCAUGGAUGCAGGCUAUGAACCAGAUCUCAGGAAUCAACGUCACCAGUUAUUAUAUGUCGUACAUCUUCAUAAACGCGUUGGGAAUCUCGGAACUUCUAUCGCGCAUUCUCGCCGCCGCCGGCUCAGUCGACUAUCUCAUCUUUGCUUGCUUGGCGUACUUCGUGAUUGAGCGAUAUGGACGUCGCAGAGUCAUGAUGGUCUCCGCCGGCGCGUGUUCCAUCUGCUGGGUUGUCAUUGCAGCGUCUCAGGGCCAGACUGAGGCAGGUGGCGACUCCUAUAAGCUGGGUAUCGUCGCAGUCUCAUUCUUUUUCUUGUUUUUCGCUAGCUUCGGAAUGGGCGUGCUAGGCGUGCCAUGGCUGUAUCCGACCGAGAUCAACGCCCUUGAAAUGAGGACCAAAGGCGCUUCGCUUGCAAUGGCGACUAAUUGGAUCUGCAACUAUGGUGUUGUGCAGGCCACCCUUCCUGGUAUCCAAAACCUAGGCUACAAGUUCUGGAUCAUCUGGGCAGUUAUCUGCUUCUCCUUCAUCCCGAUCACGUACUUCCUAUACCCAGAGACGGCGAACCGAACCCUAGAAGAUAUUGACCGCUUCUUCGAGACGCAACCAGGUAUCUUGAUCCAUCGCAACAAGCUUGCUGUGCAGCUACAUCGUCCGGCUGAAUUCAUCGAAGCCGAUGCGAGGAUUGCUGCAAAUGAAGAGGCAAAGUUCGAGAAGGGGAUAAGCACGGAGCAUGUUGAAAUGAAGGAAACGGUGUAA